AUGAUACUUCAGGCGCUUCUCAAACAUUUGCCCUUUGAGCUAAACCCCACCUUGUACGUCUCUCUCUUCUGCUUCAUCAUCCUCAUCUCUGUGCUUAUCAAACUACAUAGAACCACAAGAAAUGAGCCCAAUCUUCCUCCAUCCCCACCUAAAUUUCCAUUUAUAGGCAAUCUUCAUCAGCUUGGUAUUCUGCCUCACCGUUCCCUCACAGCUCUCUCCCACAAGUAUGGCCCCCUCAUGUUACUCCGAUUCGGUCAAACCCCAACUCUGGUGGUUUCUUCCGCGCACUUUGCCAGAGAAAUAGCAAAAUCCCACGACGUCGUUUUCUCCGAUCGGCCUCAAACCACCGCUGCAAAAAUACUUCUCUAUGGAUGCAAAGAUGUGGGUUUCUUACCCUAUGGUGAAGAGUGGAGGCUCAAGAGGAAAAUCUGUGUUCUUGAGCUUCUCAGCCUCAAAAGAGUUCAGUCCUUUCAGUACAUCAGAGAGGAGGAAGCUGCGAACUUGGUGGCUAAGAUUCGUCAAGCAUGUGGUCAGCUUAAUGAUAGGCUGUCCGUGAAUAUGUCUCAGAUGAUUAUUGCAACUUCAAACAAUAUUGUGAGCAGAUGUCUUCUUGGACAGAAGUUUGAUGCAGCGGAUGGUAAAAGCAGUUUUGGGGAAGUAGCGAGGAAAGUGAUGGUUCAAAUGGCAGCUUUCAGUUUCGGAAACUUCUUUCCCUCGUUGAGAUGGAUGGAUGUUGUUACCGGAUUGAUUCCAAAGCUGAAUGCUACGUUUAGAGAAUUAGAUGCUUUCUUCGAUGAUGUGCUCGCUCAACAUAAAGCAGCUGGAAGGAGUGAAUCAGAUGAAGAUCACAAGUCAGAAAAGAAAGACUUUGUUGAUAUUCUCCAUCAACUUCAACAAGACGAUCUGCUAGACUUCCAGCUUACCCGAUCAGACCUCAAAGCCAUGAUAAUCGAUUUGUUCGUUGGAGGAAGUGACACUACUUCAACAGCUCUGGAAUGGGCCUUUGCAGAGCUCAUGAAGAAUCCAAGGGCAAUGAAGAAAGCACAGCAAGAGGUGAGAAGAGUGAUGGGGAAUAAGUCAAAAGUGGAAGAAAAUGAUGUGAAACAAAUGAAGUACCUGGAAUGGGUGCUUAAGGAAACUUUAAGAUUACAUCCUCCCGUCGCGCUUUCGGUUCCAAGAGAGACAACUUCGGGUGUGACGUUGGGAGGGUACUAUAUUCCUCCAAAAACAACUGUAUUUCUGAAUGCAUGGGGAAUUCAGAGAGAUCCUGAAUUCUGGAAAAGACCAGACGAGUUUGAGCCGGAGAGAUUUGAGAACAACCAAAUUGAGUUCAAAGGUCAAGACUUUGAAUUUGUUCCUUUUGGUAUUGGAAGGAGGGGAUGCCCAGGAAUUUCAUUUGGGCUUGCAUCACUUGGGUACGUGUUAGCUAAUCUUUUGUAUUGGUUCGAUUGGAAACUUCCUGAACCUGGUAAAUUUGCUUAUCAAGACAUGGACAUGAAAGAGACAUUUGGGCUUACCGUCGUUAAGAAACUACCAAUUUUUGUCCAACCAAUACCGUACCAUAUGCCUAUAGCAACUUAAUUUUGAUAACAAAGUUCGUGAUUGGUGUUUCGGAUUCGUGGUUUCAAGUUAUUCUGAAUAAAGUUUGCUGCUAAGUUUCUGUGUUUGGAUUGUGCUCUUCCACCACACCAGUAAUGUUUAAUUUGGUUUACGAUUGAAUUGUAGUGAAAGUUGGAUGUGGGAUACUUGUACAGAUAUUUAGCUAUUGGAAUAAUACAAACUUUGAUCCUUGAAAUUUACUCU
Messenger RNA from Neltuma alba, 1803 nucleotides. RefSeq names its product cytochrome P450 71A1-like. The coding region runs from base 1 to 1581 and encodes 526 amino acids. The transcript has 2 exons. NCBI's taxonomy places the organism in Eukaryota, Viridiplantae, Streptophyta, Magnoliopsida, Fabales, Fabaceae. The record is from RefSeq and is a predicted model, not a curated record. Gene Ontology annotation, molecular function: monooxygenase activity; heme binding; oxidoreductase activity, acting on paired donors, with incorporation or reduction of molecular oxygen.